AUGGAAAAAUCAGACAAAGUUGUACUUAACGAAAGAUUAAAAGAAAUCUCAAAAUAUAAUGUGAAAAUUCAUAACUGGUCUAAAACUGCAUAUAGUACUCCAGAAUUAUAUUUCGAACCGGAAUUUGAAGAUGAUAUCGUAAAGAUAAUUGAACUCGCCAAGAGAAAUAAUAAGAAAGUUAGAGCGAUUGGUGUGGCUCAUUCACCUUCGGAUCUGCCAUUUUCUGAUGGGUAUAUAAUUAGUAUGGCUAAAUUAAAUAAAGUCAUUGAGACUAUAACUGUAGAAGCUGGAAUGGAAAUAUCGCAAUUAAAUGAAGAACUUAUAAAACAUGGGUUGGCAUUGAGUAAUUUGUGUUCUAUUUCCGAUUUAACUAUUGCUGGUAUGAUUUCUACUGCAACUCAUGGAACUGGAAUUAACUUUGGAUGCCUUAGUACGCAGAUUAAAUCUUUAACAUUGUUUACUGAAUCUUGUGGUAUAAUGUAUUGUUCGGAAACCGUAAAUUCUGAUAUUUUCAAGGCUGCUUUAUGCAGUUUAGGAGCGUUGGGAAUCAUUACACGAGUUACGGUUCAAUGUGAAAAUGCGUUUCUUCUUGAAACGAAUCAAACGCCGGCAAAAUUAAAUUACAUUUUGGACAAUCUAGAUUUUAUUGUUCAUUCGGCUGAACAUGUUAGGUUUGGGUGGUUUCCACAUACUGAUGACUGCAUUAUCUGGAAAGCAAAUCGCACCAACAAAGUAAUAAAAUCAAAUAUCAUCAUUUCUUGUGAUGCUUCAAGAGUAUUAAUUUAUAAUUUAUCAACUUUUGUCGUAACAGAAACCAUCACCACAAAAAAUAUCUUACAUUCGUGA
Messenger RNA from Racocetra fulgida, 846 nucleotides. Lineage: Eukaryota; Fungi; Glomeromycota; Glomeromycetes; Diversisporales; Gigasporaceae. The record is from the annotation of a GenBank genome assembly.